Molecule: messenger RNA, 7528 nt
Organism: Erinaceus europaeus (western European hedgehog)
Lineage: Eukaryota; Metazoa; Chordata; Mammalia; Eulipotyphla; Erinaceidae
Gene: TNR
Product: tenascin R
Exons: 23
Coding region: 540-4625 (1361 amino acids)
Molecular function (GO): protein binding
Source: RefSeq, a predicted model, not a curated record
UGUCCCAGGCUUCCUCUUCUCUUGGCGUCAGAGCAGGAACUGACAGUGCUGAGGCUGCUGGCAGAGCUAGGAGAGACGCAGACACUGAGUGCCAGAAGAGGGUCCUCUCCCACCAGGGAAUUACCACCCGGAGUGAAGCCACCUGACUUUCUGAUCUUAUUUUGCUUGCCUCUUCUUUUCGCCUUCCGCUUCAGCCCUGCCAGGCUGCAUUUCAUUUCUUUCCUGGAGCCUCAGUUCUCCUUCUGAGGAGAGGAGGAAGGGAACAGAAGGGAGAGCGGUGGAUUCUCUAGGUGAUUGCCUGCACGGACCCCAGAGAGGUAUCUCUUCCGCAGGGGCUCCACUGACCGCCCGCCCGCCCACCCACCAACCUCAGCCCGGGUGGUCCUAACAGCUGACUGCACAGAGUCUAGGUCUCUCUUGGCACUAAGACUGAAGGACUUGCAGGAGAUAGAAAACAACAAGGACAACGUCACUAAAGACUGCCACACACAGUGCUUUGUGCAGUGGCUGCUCUUGAACCUGGAGCUCUGGACAGGAGGAUGGGGACAGAUGGAGAAGCCUCAGUCCUGAAGAACAUGUUCAUUAGUGUCAACCUGCUCCUUCUGGGCUCCCUGCUCAAGCCCUCCGAGUGCAAGCUGGAGACAACCCUGGACAGUGUGCAGAGACAGGUGGCUGCAGAGGAGGAGGUUGGUGUGGGCAGCUACAACAGCUCUAGUCAAGGCCAAGAGCAGCCGGUGGUCUUCAACCACGUGUACAACAUCCACGUGCCCGUGGACAGCCUGUGCUCCUCAGCGGGACUGGAGGCCUCAGCAGAGCAGGACAUCAGUGCUGAAGAUGAGGGCCUGGUGGAGUCCACAGGCCAUACCUCAGACUCCGAGGGCCAGGUUACCUUCACCCAUAGGAUCAACCUCCCCAAAAAGGCCUGCCCAUGUGCUGGCUCUGCCCAGGUGCUGCAGGAGCUGCUGAACCGCAUCGAAAUGCUGGAGAGGGAGGUGUCACUGCUUCGCCACCAGUGCGACAACUGCUGCCCAGAAAGUGCAGCCACAGGACAGCUGGACUACCUCCCCCACUGCAGUGGCCAUGGCAACUUCAGCCUUGAGUCCUGUGGCUGCAUCUGCCACGAGGGUUGGUUCGGCAAGAACUGCUCCGAGCCCUCCUGCCCACUGGGCUGCUCCGGCCGUGGAGUGUGCGUGGAUGGCCAGUGCCUCUGCGACAGCGAGUCCAGCGGGGACGACUGCUCAGAGCUCCACUGCCCAACAGACUGCAGCUCCAGGGGACUCUGUGUGGAUGGGGAGUGCGUGUGUGAGGAGCCAUUCGCAGGCCAGGACUGCAGCGAGCUGAGGUGCCCCGGGGACUGCUCUGGGCAGGGCACGUGCACCAAUGGCACCUGCUUGUGCCAGGAGGGCUUCGUGGGCGAGGACUGCGGCCAGCGGCACUGCCCCAAUGCCUGCAGCGGGAGGGGGUUCUGCCAAGAGGGGCUGUGCUCCUGCGAUGAGGGCUACGGGGCCCCCGACUGUUCUGCAGUGGCCCCUCCCGAGGACUUGCGAGUGGCCGGUAUCAGCGACAAUUCCAUUGAGCUGGAAUGGGAUGGGCCGAUGGCAGUGACAGAAUAUGUGAUCUCUUACCAGCCGACGGCCCCAGGGGGCCUCCAGCUCCAGCAGCGGGUGCCUGGAGAUUGGACAGGCGUCAGCAUCACGGAGCUGGAGCCAGGUCUCACCUACAACAUCAGCGUCUACGCUGUCAUUAGCAACAUCCUCAGCCUCCCCAUCACUGCCAAGGUGGCCACCCAUCUCCCUACCCCUCAAGGGCUCCGCUUCAAGAUGAUCACAGAAACCACCGUGGAGGUGGAGUGGGAACCCUUCUCCUUCUCCUUUGAUGGCUGGGAGAUCAGCUUCAUCCCAAAGAACAAUGAAGGAGGGGUGAUUGCCCAACUUCCCAGUGAUGUGACAUCUUUCAACCAGACAGGACUAAAGCCUGGGGAGGAAUAUAUUGUCAAUGUGGUGGCUCUCAGAGAGCAAUCCCGGAGCCCCCCAACCUCAGCCAGCGUCUCUACUGUCAUCGAUGGGCCCACACAGAUCCUGGUCCGUGACGUCUCAGACACCGUGGCCUUCGUGGAGUGGACACCACCUCGGGCCAAGGUCGACUUCGUUCUCCUGAAGUACGGCCUGGUGGGUGGGGAAGGCGGGAAGACCACCUUCCGGCUGCAGCCCCCACUGAGCCAGUACUCAGUGCAGGCACUACGGCCCGGGUCCCAGUACCAGGUGUGGGCCAGCGCCGUGCGUGGGCCCGACGAAAGCCAGGCCACCACCACCCAAUUUAGCACCGAGAUUGAUGCCCCCAAGAACCUGAGAGUGGGUUCCCGCACAGCCACCAGCCUUGACCUAGAGUGGGACAACAGUGAGGCUGAGGCCCAAGAGUACAAGGUGGUGUACAGCACCCUGGCGGGCGAGCAGUACCAUGAGCUUCUGGUCCCCAAAAGCCUGGGCCCCACCACCAGAGCCACCCUCACAGGCCUGGUGCCAGGCACUGAGUAUGGGGUUGGAAUCUCCGCCAUCAUGAACUCACAGCAGAGCAUUCCAGCCACCAUGAAUGCCAGGACUGAGCUCGACAGCCCCCGAGACCUCAUGGUGACAGCCUCAUCAGAGACCUCCAUCUCCCUCCUCUGGACCAAGGCCAGUGGCCCCAUCGACCACUACCGCAUCACCUUUACCCCGUCCUCUGGGAUGGCCUCUGAGGUCACUGUGCCCAAGGACAGGACCUCAUACACACUGACUGACCUAGAGCCAGGGGCAGAAUACAUCAUCUCCAUCACUGCUGAGAGGGGUCGGCAGCAGAGCCUGGAAUCCACUGUGGAUGCCUUCACAGGUUUCCGCCCCAUCUCCCAUCUGCACUUUUCUCAUGUAACCUCCUCCAGCGUGAACAUCACCUGGAGCGACCCAUCACCCCCAGCAAACAGGCUUCUUCUGAACUACAGUCCUCGGGAUGCAGAGAAAGAGAUGGUGGAGGUGUCCCUGGAUGCCACCAAGAGGCAUGCUGUCCUGACUGGCCUGCAGCCAGCCACUGAGUACAUUGUGAACCUGGUGGCUGUCCAUGGGGCCGUGACCUCAGAACCCAUUGUGGGUUCCAUCACCACUGGAAUCGACCCCCCCAGAGACAUCACAAUCAGCAAUGUGACCAAGGAUUCGUUCAUGGUUUCCUGGAGUCCUCCAAUCGCAUCUUUUGAUUAUUACCGGGUGUCAUACCGGCCAACACAAGUAGGACGGCUGGACAGCUCAGUGGUACCCAACACAGUGACAGAAUUCACCAUCACCAAGUUGUACCCAGCCACUGAAUAUGAAAUUAGCCUCAACAGCGUGCGUGGCAGGGAGGAAAGUGAACGCAUCUGCUCCCUCACACACACAGCCAUGGACAACCCUGUGGACCUGACAGCCUCCAACAUUACCCCCACUGAAGCCCUGCUGCAGUGGAAGGCACCCAUGGGGGACGUGGAGAGCUACGUCAUUGUGCUCACACACUUCGCAGUCGCUGGUGAGACCAUUCUGGUGGAUGGGGGCAGCGAGGAGUUCCAGCUCGUGGACCUGCUGCCCAGCACCCGCUACACAGUCAGCCUGUAUGCCACCAGCGGGCCCCUGACCAGUGGCACCAUUAGCACCAACUUCUCCACUCUCCUGGACCCGCCUACAAACCUGACAGCCAGUGAGGUCACCCGGCAAAGUGCCCUCAUCUCCUGGCAGCCACCCAGAGCUGAGAUUGAGAACUACAUCCUGACCUACAAAGCCACUGACGGGAGCCGCAAGGAGCUAAUCGUUGAUGCAGAGGACACGUGGAUCCGCCUGGAGGGCCUGCUGGAGAGCACGGACUACAGGGUGCACCUGCAGGCAGCCCAGGACUCAGCAAGAAGCAGCACCACCUUCACCACCUUCAGCACAGCUGGCCGGGUAUUCCCACACCCUCAGGACUGUGCACAGCAUCUCAUGAAUGGAGACACCUUGAGCGGUGUCUAUACCAUCUUCCUCCAUGGUGAGCCCAGCCAGAAGCUGCAGGUGUUCUGUGACAUGACCACCAACGGGGGAGGCUGGAUUGUGUUCCAGAGGCGGCAGAAUGGCCAGACUGACUUCUUUCGCAAGUGGGCCGAGUAUCGCAUGGGCUUCGGGAACCUGGAAGAUGAGUUCUGGCUGGGGCUGGACAACAUUCACAGGCUCACUACCCAGGGUCGCUAUGAGCUACGUGUGGACAUGAGGGAUGGCCAGGAGGCUGCCUUUGCCUCCUAUGACAGGUUCUCGGUGGAUGACAGCAGAGGUCUCUACAAACUCCACAUAGGAAGCUACAAUGGCACUGCAGGAGACUCUCUCAGCUAUCACCAGGGACGUCCUUUCUCCACAGAGGACAGAGAUAAUGAUGUUGCAGUCACCAACUGCGCCAUGUCAUACAAGGGUGCUUGGUGGUACAAGAAUUGCCACCGGACCAACCUCAAUGGGAAGUAUGGGGAGUCCAGGCACAGCCAGGGCAUCAACUGGUACCACUGGAAAGGUCACGAGUUCUCCAUUCCCUUCGUGGAGAUGAAAAUGCGUCCCUAUGCCCACCGCCUGACAACUGUGAGGAAGCGGCGGUCCCUGCCCUUCUGAGCAGGAGCAACCUCCAUCCCACCAACUGACCUUUUCUGUCAUUUGUUUGUAUUUUAUGAUGUGAAACUAGGGGUGGGGUUCAGGGAGCGGGAGCAUACUUUGCAGGUAUGGCUGAAGAGUGUUGGUGGGGGAGGGAACUGGGUGUGGUAGGAAGUAGCUGAGUAUCAACCACCCUGGUUUCCACAGCCUUGGGGUCUGACCCUUAGUCGCCAUCCUCCCUCCAACCUGUCAUCCUUCCUAUCACCCUCUCAUCCCACCCAAGAGGGAAAGUAAAACAUUUUCUUACUUACAGAUGAGUGCUAGCAACAGACUGGCACCUUCUUUCCCUGCCCUUCUGCUGAGAUGCCCUCCCUCCCAGGUGUUUGGACUCUGACCACUGUCAUGCUCAGGUCAUCACACCAGCCUGCAAGAGAGCCUUGCCCACAAUUCCUCAAAGGAAGAUUAGCUACCGCUAUGCCCACAAGCCAAGUCUCUUUAGUGGGCCAAAGAGGCUCGUUUUCUGAUGCCUUUGCUUUCCCCAGUCAAGGGUCCUUUGUCCUCUUUCAUACAUGAUGCUCUCUUGUCUGACUAAUCAAACUGCUUCCACCCUCCCUACCCCCCCACAGCCCAAGAAUCCCCACCAGUGUUUUAGAAUCUAGUCCCUAUGGCGUGACCUAUACCCAACCCUAGCCCCCCAAAAAUAUCACUGUGGUUCAGACUGACUGCCUCUCCCUUGAGUCAGACAGACAGCAAUAUUUAGGGGUGGGAAUAAAGGAGGAUAUUAGUGGGGCAUCAAGUUGAGGAAAGGACAGAGAAAUCGGGGUAUGUUUGCCACUAAGGUCACAGGUCCCCCAGGACCUGCAGAACUCACCUCGCUCUGCCAUUUUCUGCCUCUGGCUCUAUUUGUUAUAGAUUUAUUGUUUCUGAGUUGUAAAGCACAGGUCUCACUUCUGUCUGGCCAGGCUCCCAUAAUGGGUGGUUAAUCACAGUCAGAGGAAGAAGCUGUAUGACCUCCUGCUGUCCCCUAACCUAUUACCCAGGAGAUGGAGUGGAAUGUGAGAGUCUGUGUUGCUUUUUUUUCCUCUCUGUUUUGAUCUCAUGGGACGCAGGAAUGACCUCUUUACUGAGGUGAGACCAUAGGUUAUCUUUCUCCAUCUUCCUUUAUUAUUCUACCUAGGAAAGAAGAAAUGAGAAGUGUCAGAGGAAAUCACAUCUAGAAAUCCAAAGGUGACAAAGGAAGGACUAGGGUCCCCUCCUUCAUGAUGAGAUGUGCGUUCUUCCCUGGCAUGAUUUGAUUUUCAAACCCAAGCCAGUUGGAGGUCCUGGAAGCCAUGACCUUCAGGUCUCUGAAUCAGACACUGGCUUCAGCCAUGGCUAUGCCUCUGAUGAAGUGCCAUCCUGGGCUCUCUGUCCACCUGCCCUUUCUCUCACUUCCUCCCAAGGCCCAGGCUAUUUCCUGAAAUGUCCAGGCUCAGUCAAUCCAGGUACUUUCCUCACCAAUUAGUGCCUGAGCCCAGGAGUCAGAGUUUAAAAACUUCCAUGGUCUAAUCAAGCUCUAACACCUAGAAGGCUGCUGCUCAAGCCUUUGAUGCUCUGAGGAGAGUCAGUGAGUGGAAACUGGCAUCAGCUCUCACUUUAGUAGCCUCAUGGCCAAAAAAACUGGGAGAGGAGGAAGAACAGAAAUAGUCUUUUCAAGAAGCCCCUGGAGUAACAGGCAUCCCUUGUAUGAAACUUGGGAGCUUAGCUGCAGUACCCCAACUCCACCCCCUGGCUGCUUGGCUGGUGAUAGGACCUCAGGGAGGUAUUUCAUCUCUCUGGGAUUACACAGUGAAUGGAAGGUUUGACUAAAAUGGCUUUUAACUUCCGUUCUGGUUUUGAUAGUAAUGCUGGCCUCUGACAUGAAAAUCUGGGUAAACUGACAUUGGUGAGAGAGUAUACUUAAAUUAUGAAAGCUCACCAGAAGUCUUGCUUUAUUAGAGAAAGAAGGAGGGAAGUAAGGAAGGAGAAAGGAAGUGUAGGGAAAGGGAAUGGAAGGAAGGAAAAAGAAAGAAAGAGAGAGAGAGAAAGAAAGAGAGAAAGAAAGAAAGAAAGAAAGAAAGAAAGAAAGAAAGAAAGAAAGAAAGAAAAAGGGAAAAUUGAUUCAAAAGUCAUACCAAACACACUCAGGAGAAACCAGCACAGAAAAGAUCACACCAUAUAAGAAACUGAACUCAUCUUGUCCUACAAGCAGAAUCCAUGCCUGGGCAGGGCCAGUCGAGCCAACCUCAACAAGGGAAAUGGAACAGAAAAAAAUUGUGAACCCUCGCAAUGCCUAUUCAGGUGAAAACCAAACCUGUCUGUUGUUGGAACCGUUUUACCCAAUGAAACAUUUUUAUAAAUAGUAGCAUCGAUGGUACUUAGAUUGACUUUAAAGAACUAUAAGGCAAGAAAGGGACUUCAAAGAUUAAUUGACCCAAACUUUAUGAAAGAAUCUCUGGAUUCCUUUUACUGAAUAGAGUGUUUUUUUUUCCACAAGUGUUCAUCAUUUUUUAAUUUUAUUUAUUUAUUUUCCCUUCUGUUGUCCUUGUCAUUUUACUGUUGUUGUAGUUAUUGUUGUUAUUGAUGUCAUCGUUGUUAGAGCGGACAGAGAGAAAUGGAGAGGGGAGGGGAAGACAGAGAGGGGGAGAAAAAGAUAGACACCUGCAGACCUGCUUCACCACCUGUGAAGGGACUCCCCUGCAGGUGAGGAGCCGGGGGCUUGAACCGGGAUCCUUAUGCCGGUCCUCGGGCUUUGCGCCACCUGUGCUUAACCCACUGCACUACUGCCCAACUCCUGUGUUCAUCAUUUUUAAGAAACAUUGUGCCCCAUUCUCUCCCUAAGGUCCCUGGUCAACUGACCUCAAAGCUUCUCACCUUAACUCACCAUUUCUUCAUUUUCUUUUCCU